Molecule: messenger RNA, 2422 nt
Organism: Ictalurus punctatus (channel catfish)
Lineage: Eukaryota; Metazoa; Chordata; Actinopteri; Siluriformes; Ictaluridae
Gene: npm1b
Product: nucleophosmin 1b
Exons: 11
Coding region: 60-971 (303 amino acids)
Biological process (GO): ribosomal small subunit biogenesis; positive regulation of transcription by RNA polymerase II; ribosomal small subunit export from nucleus
Cellular component (GO): ribonucleoprotein complex; nucleolus; centrosome
Molecular function (GO): RNA binding; chromatin binding; histone binding
Source: RefSeq, a predicted model, not a curated record
UUCGCGUAGCCGUCAAUCAUGAAGCAAGGCGUUACUUCCAAGACGUUUGUGGCGCAAACAUGGCAGAGAACCUUAAAGACCUCAGCAGACCCCAAAUGUUUUUAUUUGGCUGUGUGCUGAAGGCUGAUAAAAAAGAGCACAAAGUCGAGGUAGACGAUGAUGAAGUUGACCACCAGCUGUCACUGAAAGCGGUGUGUCUGGGAGCAGAAGCAGAGGAUAAGUUACAUACAGUGGAGAUAGAGGGAGUGACUUACGAUGGCAAGACGACCAAAAUCCCUCUUGCUGUGCUGAAGCCAUCUAUUCUGCCUUCUCUAAGUUUAGGGGGUUUUGAAAUCACUCCCCCAUUCACGUUCCGUUUGCAGUCCGGAGCUGGCCCAGUCUACAUCAGUGGGCAACAUUUUGUCAGUGGUUUAGGCAUGAAGGAGUCUGAUGAUGAGGAAGAAGAAGAAGAGAAUAACACAUCACCUGUGAAGAGACCAUCCAAUAUGGCCACUGGAAAAGUGCCACUGAAGAAGCUCAAAAUGGAUUCGGAUGAUGAUGAUGAUGAUGAUGAUGAAGAUGAAGAUGAUGAUAGUGAAGAUGAAGAGGAUGAUGAUAGCGAUGAACAUGAUGAAGAUGAAAAGCCAGUUGCACCAAGCCCCAUCAAACCCUCAUUGAAAGCCCCAGAGAAAAAGAAGAGUGCAGACAAACAGAACGGCUCACCAGGAAAAAAAGAUGACAAACCAGGGAAGCCUCAGAGCCAGGUUACAAUAAAGGGGAAAGACAAGACUGGAGCAGGUCCUUCUGGGAAGACUCCCAGCAAGCUGAGCAUAAGUGAGGUCAAGAACAGAUUAGCAGCUGCUGCUAAAGAGGGCAAGCCGUUUCCAAAAACAGACCAGAAAUUUGAGAACUACGCCAAGCACACUUUCAAGAUCUCGGAUAAACAAGUGAUCAAAGACCUUUGGAACUUUGUACAAACACUGAAAAAGUAAUGGCAGCUUUUGUGACUCGUCCCCCUUUUGCGUGCCCCCCCAUGUACCAGAGGACUAUCCAGUGAUGGCCUUCAGCUGUGAAUUCUGGCUUCUCCUACUCUCAUGGAAACCGUCCAUUUUCCUCUGUGUGUAAUGAGACUUGCAAAAUAUAAAGACACUGAGUAGUUAAAGAGAGCUCAUUACCUUGUGUUAUUCUAAAGAAACCCAGCAAAGUGUUGUGGAUGUGUCGAACAUAGGAUUUCCAUCAGUGGUGGUAAAUAUUGUAUGACAGCUAUGAAGUAGCUAGGGUAAUUUGUAUUGAAAUACAUCUGUGGGGUUAACUACAGUAUAAACAACAAUUUAAGAAUUGGAAGAAUAUUUCUGAAGGAAUCUCCCGUUGUAUCCGAGCAGGUUAGCCUUUUGCUUCUCGGCAGCUUUUCUUGGAAGAGUUUUAAAAUGGCCGUCAUUUGCUGUAAAUAGUGCUAUUCAUUUUAAUGUAAAAACAUGGCAACUGAAAUAUAGCUGUAGAUUGAGUCUGCUUCUGAGUAUUCCGUCUGGCCCACAAUGUUCCGUCUGACUGAGGAUUCCAUCUGGCUCACAGUAAGCCUUGUAGCUCCGAAGAUCCCAUUUGGCUGUGCUUCUAUAGCUCUCUGUAAGGUGGAAAUCUUGGUUAGCCAAGGUAUCUUUGCCUAGGUACUGUAAUCAGAUAAAGUGAUCUUUUAAGGGUUUCUAGCGAUCUGUUGCCAGAAUAUGACAGCUAAGAUAUUCAUUGGCUUAAAUUGUGAAACGAUUUCACAGAAGCAUUCCAGUUCGUUUAGUGCUUUGAAUUCCAGAGGUAAUGCUAAUGUGCAUUAUCUUUUCAGCAUUUUUCUAGUAUUUCAUUUUAUUAAUGCACUCCUGAGUUUGUCUUUUGUUGUAAUUCUACUGUAAUAUUUUAAAUAGGAUUACUUAAUCCUUUACAUCUUCUAAUUGUAUUUGCUUAAUGUUGUAAUUACUCACUGAUGUUUCAAAGGGGAUUUAACCCAGAAUGUUUCAAAUGUUUUAACAGUUAACAUGGAGGGGAGCAAACAUAAUCUGAUUUUUUUACCUAUGUGUAAAAUACUUGAGGCCUCGAAGCAUGGUAUUUCGAAUGCAUUUGUGUAGUUGGUUUUAAGACUAACCUGACAAGGCCACAUUUUUCUCACAGUUAUGCAUAAGCACAACGAUUCCCUAUAAUGUUACAGCUUGAAUCCAAGUUCCCGUUGCCCAGUAAAUUGGCACAAUCUCUGGUCUGUCCAAACAAAUUACAGUGCUAUAAAACCAGUCUCUCGAAUCAUCUAGUAGUCAUUAGCCAUUUUUUUCUAUGUGAAAUACAUUAUAGUAAAGAGUCUUUGAAACAACUGCAUUUUGCAGUUUGACAUAUCCAUGCUUUUUUUUUUUUUUUUACUUACUUAUUUCAUCAGCAUGAAAGGAAUAAAUAAACCUGCCCCAGA